Agelaius phoeniceus (red-winged blackbird) is the source of this 1043-nucleotide messenger RNA. RefSeq names its product solute carrier family 25 member 34 (gene SLC25A34). Lineage: Eukaryota; Metazoa; Chordata; Aves; Passeriformes; Icteridae. The record is from RefSeq and is a predicted model, not a curated record.
AUGGCGGCGGGGACCCUCGCCCCCCGCCCUCCCGAUUCCCUGCAGGAAUUCCAGUACCCCCCCCAAAACAGCCCCCCCCCGGCCGGGGGGGUGCCCCCGGCCACCGACCUGGUGCUGGGGGCCACGGCCGGCUGCCUGGCCUGCUUCCUCACCAACCCGCUGGAGGUGGUGAAGACGCGGCUGCAGCUGCAGGGCGAGCUGCAGCCCCCGGGCACGUACCCCCGGCCCUACCGCGGGGUGCUGCGGGCGGCCGUGGCCGUGUGCCGGGCGGACGGGCUGCGGGGGCUGCAGAAGGGGCUGGCGGCCGGGCUGCUCUACCAGGGGCUCAUGAACGGCGUCCGCUUCUACUGCUAUUCCCACGCCGAGGACGCCGGCUGGACCGGGUAUCCCGGCGGGACCGUGGCCGCCGGGGCCGUGGCCGGGGCGGUGGGAGCCAUCGUGGGCAGCCCCGCGUACCUGGUCAAGACCCACCUCCAAGCCCAGACACUGUCGGCCAUGGCCGUGGGCCACCAGCACAACCAUGAGAGCAUCUCCGGCGCUUUCAAGAGCAUCUACCAGCAGCACGGGGUGGUGGGGCUGUGGCGGGGCGUGACGGGCGCCGUGCCCCGCGUGGCCGUGGGCUCGGCCGUGCAGCUCGCCACCUUCGCCUCGGCCAAGGACUGGGUCUGCGAGCGCCAGUGGUUCAGGAAGGGCAGCUGGGCGGCGGUGCUGGCGGGGGGCAUGGUGAGUGGUGUGGCUGUGGCUGUGACAAUGACACCUUUUGACGUGAUCAGCACGCGUCUCUACAACCAGCCGGUGGACGCCGACGGCACGGGCAAGCUCUACCGAGGUUUUUUGGAUUGUAUCCUGCAAAUCUCCAGCAAAGAGGGGCUGCUGGGCUUGUACAAGGGCAUCGGCGCCGUCUACCUCCGCCUCGGGCCCCACACUGUCCUCAGCCUCUUCUUUUGGGACAAGCUCAGGAACAUGGUUCAGCACUAGCAGCCCCCAGGGCUGUAGGACAGACUCCUGCCACCACCACCGAUGUUAAUAAAGAGGUUUUUCUA